AUGGGAGUCGCGCCGCCGGCACCGCGGCGAAAGAGAGAUGGCGUCAAAAAGAAAGCCAAACCCGUCAAGAAGACAAAUGUGACCUCGAUCGACGCGCUCGUGGUGCACAAGACAAAGCUGACGCCCGCCGACGAGGCCAUGCUCUUCGAAUCGAACAAGUCGGCACUCUCACACGAGCGCUUCACUCGCGCGAUCUACUCCGUCAUCUCUCAAUACCACCAAGCAUACAUCGAUUGGUAUCCAUAUGAUCCAAAGAGCUACGAGCGACAAGGGUACAGUGAGUUCCAUCUGGAGAACUACGCCAAGGCGGUCGAGCGGCUCAGUCAGGCUGUGUACCUUGGGGCGAACUCGGCCAAGAUGUGGCGCACCCUCGGUCGAGCAUGCUUUCAUUUGUGGAAACAAACACACGACUGGGGUUUGCUGUGGGAUGCCAAGUCUUGCUUUGAGAACGGCCUUCGUUUUGUGGAGGUCGCGAUGAAUCCUUACGCGUUGUUUGAGUACUCCCAUGUGCUGGAAGGUCUGGGCGAGUUUGGCGCGGCGCUGGGCGUGGUUCGAACCCUGCUCUACUCGUUUCCCCAAUUUGCCAAGGCCGACCAUGUCGUGCUGCGCGCGGUCGUCCUCAUGUUUCACACCGUCGUGUUCAACAAGCAGCAGGGCCAAAACGAUGCUGCGACCAACGACAAAGCGCGCCAGGAUAUGCUUGAUCAAUGCUGCGACUACUGCAAGUUUAUCAUUGACAAGGACGUGUCCAAGACCGACAUGUACUUGACGUUGCUGUACGUCACUGCCCGAGUCCACGAAGCGGCCGUCAUCCCCCGCACCGUCAAGUACGCGGCCAAGACGUACGAGGAGCUCUACCGCGUUGGCCUACGUCUUGGAAUUGUAACGCCGAUUGUCGGGUGCGGAUGGCUCGAGUGGUUUCGAUCGUGCACGACGUGGAGUGUGUGGGUACAGUACUUUGACAAACGCGACGACCUCAUCUUGGCGGUGGACGCGGCACAAGAAGGUAUCAAGCGCAUCGACGUGGCGAAGGAUCGGGUGUGGAAUCGAGCGACGUUCUCGUGGGAGCCCGAAGCGACCAUGUGGUACACGCUCGGCAACCUGUUUUUCAAAUGCAACGACAUGAUCCCGGCCGUCGCUGCCAUGGAAACGAGCUUGUACUUUGGUCGAUACCGCACCGACGUUCGAGACAAGGUAACGCAAUGGCACCCCACUCAAUGGAGCUCGCCACUAGCGUCCGAAAUCUCAAGCCAGGUGAAAAUCGCCGCCUUGUUGCGCGGGGUUUGGGGCCGCGACAAAGCCAAGCGCCAUAAAGUGUGGGUCAUCCAAGAUGCAAUGGACCAGUACCGCAAGUCGCCAUACACAUCGCUGCGCGCGCGGAAGGUCCUGGUCAAGUUCAUGGCCGAAACGUACGCGCCCAAGUUUGCCGCCCAAGACGUGGCCGCUCGUCGGAUUCAAAAAAUCGGCAAGCGGUUUGCCCUGCACAUGCGAAUCUUCUACACAAACGAAACGAAUCGACAGACUCGCCUCGAUGCAAUUAUCCAGCGAUGGGCCGUGGCGCCAUUCGAUCGGUUGCUGCGGGAUGAACUUGCGUUGCUAUCUCCAACCCAUCGCGCCAUGUUUGCUCGACAGCACGAUGCGGCGGUUCGCAUUCAAAGUCUCCAGCGGGGUCGCUGCGCGCGAUACAAGUACUUCCGCCUUCUAACCGAAGACAAGGUCCUCCGGUCGGAAAGACUGAGGGUGUACAAUGCAGCAUGCAGGAUUCAGCGUCGGUUCCGCACCAUUCGAAGCAAUGCACUGCUGCACACGCGGCACAUUCUGCGGCACAAGAAAGAGCGGCUGGCGGUCAACCUCCAACGCCUCUACCGACGGAAAAAGUCCCUGCUCGUGCGCUUCUUGCAGCGUCAGGCCCAACGAAAGCAAGACGAAGCGCGAAAUAUACUGCGGCGGGGAAAAUGCGUCAAAAUUCAAACGUGGUGGCGACGGCGCCGAGCAGCGUGGAUGCAAGACGAACCGAUCAACGAAGCGUCGUUUCUGCUGGAGCGGCUCCUGCGCGGCCACGACGCGCUCAUGAAGGACGAGAAAGACUUGGACUUUUACGCGCGGCGGAUCCAAGCAUUGUACCGUGGGCGCCAAGAUCGGCUGUGCCUACGUGGCCUUCGCCGAGUCCGCAUGCCACCGGUGCCAUCCAUCGUCCACCGCCUGAUUCAAGAAGCACAUGCGACUGGCAGGGGCAACGUAGCUGUUUUGAGCGACCCCACGGCACCGCCGCUGACCGCUGCGCUCCGCGACAUGAUGCAUCGGCGGCACGCUACAAUGGUCGUCGCGUUUCAAGCACCCCCUCAACCGGCCACGUGGUCGACUAUGUCGACGAUGUUAAAACAAGGCGGGGGAGCCGCAGUCGAGACUCUACUUGUGGGCGGCGGUAGCCGAAUCAGGGGAACUGGCAUGAGUGCACUGGUCGAAGCACUUCGUGGAAACCAACUCAAGCAUUUGCGGGUGUUGGGAAUCGGUCGUAACGAGAUCGUCGCAGAUGGACCAGGAUGCAUGCCGUGCAGAGACCUCUCGACGUGCUUGCAAACAGCGCAUUUUCAACUGCGCCAUCUCAUUGUCGAAGACAACAACUUGACGGACGUCGGCGCGAUGCAUGUGGCUUCCGCCAUCGGCGAUUACUUUUUCGGCCGAUAUGGGCACUUGGAACGACUCGUCUUGGGACGAGUGGGACUGACCGACGCCGCGUGCCAAGCAUUUGGGCAAGCGCUAUCGAUCAACACGGUGCUGCGGACCCUCGACUUGCAUGGGAAUCGCAUUCACGACGAAGGCGCGUCCGCCCUCGCCACGGGGUUCCACAAAUCCAGGACGCUGCAGACCCUCGACCUGAGUGAGAAUGGAGUCGGGACGGUCGGGGCGAAAGCUCUGUUUCGCGCGAUGGAGACGAGCGCUGUGAUGAAUUUAGUGUUGUUGAACAAUAACGUCAAGAACGACGUCAUGGGCGCCCUCGCGGCGCUCUUAAAAGCGAAGGACCAAGGUUGCGUUGUCGACCUCCACGGCAACUUGAUUCACGCGGACAACAUGGUUGAAAUCCAAACGUGGUUCACCCCAGAGUGUCCCGACGAGGCCAUACAACUUCCACUUGUACCCAACGGCACUGCUUUUGACGAAGCAAAGCGAAAGCUUUUUGCACCUCGCAACGCCAAAGGCGUCGGGAAGUUAUCCAAGGAUCCGCUGAAGGAGUUGCGGAGAGAGCGCCGGGCCAUACCGCUAGCGCGCACGCCAAAUUCUGUCAGCCACCUGCUCAAGUUGCCUGCGGAGCACGCGCACUGGCGACGGGAAAGUAAGCCAUAUCGUAAAUUCCAACGCGCAUUGUACGCUGAAAUGCGUGAACGCCUCAAGCUCGAUCAAGCGGACCAUUCCAUUCCUGAAACGAUUGGAGACCAUACGUAUUACAUAAAGUCGCUUCCGCGGUUAAACUUUCCACUAUACUGUCGACAGCACGUCAAGACCGCGAAGGAAGAAGUGCUGCUGAAUCCGAACGACAUGGACGAUUUCGGCCAGAUCGGUGUGUUCAAAGUCUCACCCGACGGACAGUUUCUUGCAUACACCAUGGACCCGCGCGGCGACGAGCUGUACGACGCAUACGUGAAGGACCUGCGAACUUCUCGCACGAUCAAGCUCCAGCAGCACGCUCGCAGCAUCGAAUGGGAUACUGUCGGAUCGCUCUACUACACCGUGCCGGACGCCAUGCACCGCCCGAGCCGUGUGUUCCGCUACCGCCACAACAGUGGUAGUCUCCCCGACACCCUCGUCUUUGAAGAGCACAACCCGAGUGUAUACGUGGACGUGGUCCUGACCAAAGACAAUCGAUACGUCCUCAUCAACGCCAAUUCAAAGCGGUCGUCCGAAGUGCACACAUUGGAUGCGGCGGAUGCCGCAGCCGUCCCGCAGCUCCUUCGCCCGCGCGACCCCGACGUAUUGUACUUUGCCGACCAUGCCACGGACGCGUUCUACAUCGUCACGAACGAUAACCAUGCGAGUAACUAUAAAGUCGUCGUCAUGCCCGACUCGCGCCGAGGCCACUGGACAGAUUUCCUUGCGCACACCGACGCCAAAGGCACCAAGAUCGACGAAAUGGACCUAUUCAAGGACUUUCUCGUGUUGUACGAAAGACAAGACGGCCUUCCCCGAGUUCGAGUCGUGCCGCUGCGUGCCCCGCACGAGGCGCACGUGCUGGCUCUUCCCCCUGAACAUGCAUGCUGCGUGCUUCAUCCGUGCCCGAAUCGCCAGUUUGACGACAACAUCGUUCGCUUUUCCCUGUCAACGCCGCUCGUGCCUGAAAUCGUGUACCAGUACAACCUCCACACACGUCACUUGGAAGUGCUGAAAGAAGACGCAGCCGUGAACUUUAACGCUGCGCAAUUUACGUGCCGUCGUGUGUACGUCGAUCAUGCGGCAGGCAUGCCGCUGGAGCGUCGAACGGACGAUGCCUCGACCGUGUCGGUGCCCAUGACCCUCGUCCACCACAAAGACCUGGUUCUCGAUGGAUGCAACCCGACGCUGCUGGUUGGGUACGGAGCGUACGGCAUAAACCUCGAGACUGGAUUCGACAUGGAGUCGCUGUCGCUCUUGGAACGCGGGUGGGUACUCGCCUACGCGCAUGUCCGAGGAGGCGGGGAGCUUGGACUGGACUGGCACACCCAGGGUCGCUGUCUGUUGAAGAAGAAUUCGUUUGUGGAUUUUGCAGCAUGCUGCCGACAUCUCGCCAAGAGCGGUAUCACGACGCCCAGCCUUCUUGCGGCCAAAGGCACAUCGGCCGGCGGCCUUCUUGUAGGGGUCGUGGCCAACGACCAUCCUGAAUUAGUACGAGCACUCGUGAUGAAUGUGCCAUUCCUUGACAUCGCCGCAACGAUGCAAGACCCGUCGUUACCGCUUACUGUCCACGAGUAUGACGAAUGGGGCAAUCCGUCUGCCGACGCUGCCGUCAGAGAAUACAUCGAGUCGUACUCCCCCAUCGACAACCUGCGCCCGCUUUCUGCACAAAGCAGCAAGGACUACCCCGCCAUGUUUGUCACCACAGCACUCAACGACAUGAGAGUGAACUUUUGGGAACCCCUUCGUUGGGUGCGUCACUUUCGCCAGAACAGGACGAAUCCUUCAAAAGAUGGCGCGCCGGUAGUGUUGUGGUGCAAAGUCAGCGACGACGGCGGCCAUUUCAAUGGACUGGGUCGCCUGGACCAGCUACAAGCCGCCGCCGACGAAGUCGUGUUCCUCCAUCAUGCGUUGCAACUCCCCGUGGAACGAGCAAAAUCGCUGCUAAUUUAA
Molecule: messenger RNA, 5319 nt
Organism: Aphanomyces invadans
Lineage: Eukaryota; Oomycota; Saprolegniomycetes; Saprolegniales; Verrucalvaceae
Exons: 23
Coding region: 1-5319 (1772 amino acids)
Biological process (GO): proteolysis
Molecular function (GO): protein binding; serine-type endopeptidase activity
Source: RefSeq, a predicted model, not a curated record